Molecule: messenger RNA, 1465 nt
Organism: Rosa chinensis
Lineage: Eukaryota; Viridiplantae; Streptophyta; Magnoliopsida; Rosales; Rosaceae
Product: macro domain-containing protein XCC3184
Exons: 6
Coding region: 261-809 (182 amino acids)
Source: RefSeq, a predicted model, not a curated record
UCUCUCUCUUUUGACUACACCAAAUAGGCCAUCAGGCCAUGGCGAGCUACCUGUGUAAAGCAUCAAGAUUACUGAGCCCAACUCCGGCGAUCAAUCCGUGCAGAAGUUCGGAGCUGCUAGGGCUAGGGUUUCGACGAUGGCGAGUGGAGAAGGAGCAGUUCGGUUUCCUUUGUCUGAUUCAAGCACUCUCGUGAUACAAAUGGGGGAUAUCACCAAGUGGUUCGUCGACGGCUCCACUGACGCCAUUGUUAAUUGAGCGAAUGAGCGAAUGCUUGGAGGAGGUGGUGGAGAUGGCGGUAAAUAAUGGUUUCCUAAUGAAGAACUUUGGGAAUGAACCGACUUUUAGUAUGCUGAUUUUUGUUGACCUUGCAGCUAUACAUAGGGCUGCUGGCCGGGAUCUUCUACAGGCAUGCUAUGGUGUCCCCGAAGCCAGGCCAGGCGUCCGCUGCCCCACUGGAAAAGCUAGAAUUACCCUAGGGUUUAAGUUGCCUGCGUCUCAUGUAAUUCACAUUGUUGGACCUGUCUACCGUCCUGGUAGCGUCUAUCCUCCUGCUAACAACCCUGAAGUUUAUCUGAGCUCUGCGUAUAGGAAUAGCUUGAGCAUAGCCAAAGCACACAACAUUCAGUAUGUUGCGUUUCCUCCCAUAUCUUGUGGUUCGUAUGGAUAUCCUUAUGAUGAAGCUGCCGAAGUGUCUCUGUCCACAAUCAAGGAAUCCGUGAAUGACAUAAAGGAGGUGCACUUUGUUCAUAAAUCGGAAGUUAUUUACAAUGUCUGGUUGGAAAAGGCAAAGAAAUUGCUUAAAGCCUAAUAUGUACAAGGAACGAGGAAUAAGGAGCUUGCAGAUGUAUAAGCCGUUCUGUCAGUUUGCAAUGUAAAACUUUCAUGUUAUGGAGCUUGAGUGUGGAAACUUCUCAUGGUAAAACUGUGUGGAGAUAUUAAGCAUAUAAUUAGUCACCAUUAGAAUUGCUAAUAUCUUGGUGAAUUCAUGGAACUUCAGAAGCUACUUGGUGAUUUAUGGUAUCUGCUUGGGCAUCAAAUCAUAUUACAGCAUCACAUCUAUCAUUGGAUUACUGUUCGUUCUUCAUAAUCGAAAUGAAAUACUUGCUUCAGACAGAGCUUAAAAGUUUAAACAACUCGUAGUCAUCUGCUAUACAUUUCACCAGGUGAAUGUUCAUUUCAUUUUGGGAUUUAGAGAUAGAAAACCGAGAAUAUGCUGAAGAAUGCACUCAUCGGAUGACACUUAAAGUUUUACAUCCUUGUCAGACAAUUGGAUAGCAACAUAUCAAUGACUGGACGAGAACAACCGCACCUGAAAUGAUUGAAACUCAAUGUAAGACUUGAAUGGGGAGUCUGUAACACAGCAGUAACAUAUACAUUACUUUCGUUUUGGAUUUAAAUUGUUGAUUUGUAAAACAUUUACUAAAACAAAGAUCUGCAAUCCAGACAUGUGAUUUCACAGACGAA